Molecule: messenger RNA, 3271 nt
Organism: Phyllostomus hastatus (greater spear-nosed bat)
Lineage: Eukaryota; Metazoa; Chordata; Mammalia; Chiroptera; Phyllostomidae
Gene: ADAM28
Product: ADAM metallopeptidase domain 28
Exons: 20
Coding region: 99-2186 (695 amino acids)
Biological process (GO): proteolysis
Cellular component (GO): plasma membrane
Molecular function (GO): metalloendopeptidase activity
Source: RefSeq, a predicted model, not a curated record
UUCCUUCUGUCUCACUGGACAGGUGGCAGCAGAAGACCAAGCGGUGCUGGUCUGUUUGAGUGAGACGGACAGACGCCAGGCUCCUGGGGUUGCCCAGGAUGUUGCAAGGCCUUCUGUUAGUGGCCACUUGCUUCCUGUCUUCAGCCCCAGUAACUGCUCUGAAUGAUUUCCCUGGGGGAAAGAAAUAUGAAGUGGUUUAUCCCAGAAGAGUUCAUCCACUACAUGAAAGAGAGGCCAAGGAGCCAGACCAGCAGGAAAAGUUUGAAACUGAAUUGAAAUAUGAAAUGACAGUUAAUGGAAAAAUAGCAGUGCUUUAUUUGAAAAAAUCCAAGGACAUCCGUGCACCAGGCUACACGGAAACACACUAUAAUUCCUUUGGAAAGGAGGUCACCGCCAGCCCACAGAUCAUGGACGACUGUUAUUACCAAGGGCACAUCAUUAAUGCAAACUUUUCUGAAGCUAGCAUCAGCACGUGUAGGGGUCUCAGGGGCUACUUCAGUCAGGGAGAAGAAAGGUACUUCAUUAAACCUUUAAGUCCCACAAAUUGGGAUGAACAGGAACAUGCACUCUUCAUGCACGAUCCCGAAGCAAAGAAGACUGAUGCCACCUGUGGGGCAGAUGACUUGCUAUGGGCACAUGUGGCCCCACCUGCCACCAGUCUGGUUAAAUUAAAUGAUCGGAAGGUUCAAGAACAGAAGAAGUACGUAGAAUAUUAUUUGGUACUGGACAAUGGUGAGUUUAACAAGUACAAUCGAGAUCCAGAGGAAAUAAGAAACAGGGUGUUCGAGAUGGUCAAUUACAUCAAUAUGGUUUAUAAAAAACUGGACACUCAUGUGGUCUUAGUGGGGAUGGAAGUCUGGAAUGAGAAGGACAAGAUAGAGAUAACCCCAAAUGCAAGCUUCACCUUGAAUAACUUUUGGAAAUGGAGGGAGAGUGUCCUCUCAAGGAGAAGGCAUCAUGAUAUUGCUCAGUUAAUCACGGCAAGAGGCUUUUCUGGAACAACUGUGGGCCUUGCUUUCAUGUCUUCAAUGUGCACUCCUUAUUCCGUUGGCGUCAUUCAGGACCACAGUGACAAUGCACUUAGUGUUGCAGGGACAAUGGCCCAUGAGAUGGGCCAUAACUUUGGAAUGUUCCAUGAUUACUAUCUUUGCCAGUGUCCAGAAAAAAUAUGUGUGAUGGAAGAAGCACUAAGCAUAGACACACCCACGGACUUCAGUUCCUGCAGCCGUGUCAGCUUUGCCCAGUUUUCUAAAGGUAAGUUAUCAGAUUGCCUCUUCAAUGCCCCGCUGCCUGCAGACGUCCUAUCCACCCCGCUCUGUGGGAACCAGCUGGUAGAGGAGGAAGAAGACUGCGACUGCGGGACUUCUGAGGAGUGUACCAACAUCUGCUGUAAUGCUGAAACGUGCACGGUCAAGGCGGGAUCGAUGUGUGCAUCCGGGGAGUGCUGUGAAGGGUGCCAGAUUAAAAAAGGUGGUACAGUGUGCCGACCAGCAAAAGAUGAGUGUGAUCUGCCAGAAAUGUGUGAUGGUCAGUCCGCUCUUUGCCCUGAUGACCGAUUUCAAGUCAAUGGCUUCCCUUGCCAGAAUGGGAAGGGCUACUGCCUGAUGGGGCUGUGCCCCACGCUGCAGGCACAGUGCUCUGAGCUCUGGGGACCAGGAGCUGAGGUUGCAGAUAUGUCAUGUUACAGCAAGAACACAAAUGGGUUACGGUAUGGGUACUGCCGCAAAGUGGGCGACACACACAUUCCCUGUAAAGCAAAUGAUGUCAUGUGUGGGAAGUUGUUCUGUCAAGGUGGGUCAGACAACUUGCACCAGAAAGGAUCUGUAAUAACUUUCUUGACAUGUAAAGCAUUUGACCCUGAAGACAAGAGUCAAGAAAUAGGCAUGGUAGCCAACGGAACCAAGUGUGGAGAUAAGAAGUGUCCCAUCAUGUUUUUCAGGUUUGCAUUGAAGCAGAAUGUGUGGAUAUUGAGAAAGCCUUCAAAUCGACCAAUUGCUCAUCUAGGUGCAAAGGACACGCUGUGUGUGACCAUGAGCUCCAGUGUCAGUGCAAAGAGGGUUGGGCCCCUCCUCUCUGCAGGAACUCCUCCGUGGUGUUCUCUUCCCAUUGGAUCUUCCCAGUCUUGGCACUGGCCAGCAUUUGCUACUGUCAGUGCUCUGGAUUUUGGUCACUCUAACAGGUGGUGAAUCUCUCUGUCACUCAGGGGGCCUCAAAGUCCUCUUCCAACAGCUGUGUGUGGGGCUUCCUGCAACAGUGGCUCACAACUAAGGAUACAGGGUCUGUCUGGGCAAACUUCUGCUUUCUUCUUGAAGCACAAAUGGGGCAACAAAGAGGACCGGUGAUCUGAUUCUAAGUAAAUGUAAUGAGAAAAGAAGCCAUGUUUAUCUUGUUUACAUUACAAAAAUAAAUCCAGUGAUUUCCAGCAAAUUGCUGGUAGGACACAGCUGCCGCUCUCUUUGGUCCCAGAAGAAUUUAAGGAAAUUGGAAGAUCCCCUGGAGGAGAGGCAGUGGGAUUGCUUCAUUUGCAGACUUCCUGCGUGGUUGGCUUGGAAAGGAAAUCACCUGGUAGUUCUGUGACAGAGCAGAAGGGUAUACUAUCAGUUUCGCCCUCUGGCUGCUUGCCAGCUUUGUCUUGCACACAUGGCACUGUCUGUGUAUACUUGCAGCAACUGAAACUGCUCCUGGGGUCUGAGAUUAAAGUCAGAGCUCUCCAGCAGUAGGAAGGAAGCCUGGGGAAGUGAGAUUUACUAAUCCCUGACAGUUGUUUACUCACCGCAGCCCCUUGAAACCCACAGGAGAAGUAACAUCUAAAGAGUUUAUCUUCAGAUGCUGGUUCUCUUGGGGGCAGAAAGUAACCUUCUGUCCCAGAGCUGUCUGUGAGUGGUGAGUCAUGGACUGGUUUUCUGGUGUUUGAGGAUUUCCACCCUGUGGGAGAUUGAUCAACUUCCCACUCUCUAAGCUUUUGCAGCUGAUAGUAUCUGAGGUUGUCCUUUUCUAUAUGCAUUGCUUCAUAGAAAAAGCGGUAGUGUCAUGUAAAAAUCACCAAAACAACAACCCAAUAGGGAACAAACAUUUUCAAAGAAAAACAAUAUAUUGCAUUACAGAUUCCAUCCUAUGCAGAAACAUGAAAAAAGAAGGGCCAACAAAUAACAAAUAUGUUAAAAAGUACAAGGGAAGGUAUUCCAAAUAUGAAACAAGAACAAGAAAACAUAAAAAAUGGAUCCAAGGAAAAAUACUAGACAUAAAAAUGUAAUAGUUAACCACCAUGCUG